AUGGAUCGCCGUAAGCGUGCUUCUCUGGCUUGCAACCAUUGUCGGAAGAGAAAACGCCGCUGCAAUGGCGGGAUCCCUUCGUGUGCCCUCUGUGAGGGCUCAGGUGUGGAGUGCGUCUACAAUGAAGUUGAGUCAUCAAAAGCAAGAGGAGAAACCUCGUCAUCGCAGUUCUUUGGACGUCUUGAUGCAAUUGAGAAUUUCCUGUGGAAUCAACCUCGUCUCCCUGCAACACCCCAAACUAGCGAAUCAAGAAACAAUGGCUUCAGCUUUCCUUCGGUGACUUCCGAACACAACCGGACUGAAUUUUCUCAGUCUUCAAUAAUGAUAUCCUCUCCAUCCAGGGCAAAUCCCGAUAUUUCGCGACUGAUCGGUACUAACCAGCCUUCGUUUAUGCCACCUGAACAUGACAUUCCGCCCAUGAGCAUUCCUAUUGGACACACAACGACAACAGAGUAUAUGCUGCAUAUGAAUAAGAUGAAGGCUUUAUUCGGAGAAUUCCCACCAGACCUGUUCAUACGCGCAGAGUCAAACCGAGAGAUCCCCUAUCAACUUUCCUUUGUUCCAGGCACCAUUACUGAGAGCCAGCUGCCGGUACUGGAUGAGCUGAGCUCUUACGCUCUAGUGGAAGCAUACUUCAGACAUGUACAUGUUGAAAUGCCAAUCCUUGACAAGCCAGAAUUUAUGGAUCUUUAUCACCACCAUGUUCGAGCUGGGCUCAAGGUUGAUUGUGAUUCUGCCCUUUGUCUUGCAGUGCUGGCUUUGGGAUCUGCGGCGCUUGAACAGGUAGAUCCAGCAAAGUCCAGGUCUCCUCGAUGGGUGCCCGGAGCAACUUUCAUCUCGCCCGCACUGCAGAUAUUGAUGAAUGAAUACUUGCUUUCAUUUUGCCCUACAAUCACUCUUCCUCAAAGCUUGAUACUGGUCUCAAAAUACUUCGGAUUUCUUUUGCGCCCACUACAGUCGUGGAAGUUAAUCCACAUGGCUUCUACUAGUAUCCAAUAUCUCAAUAGCCGGUAUGUUUCCCUUCCUGCUCUGUUAAUUUACUACGCUAACCGGUUUAUCACCACCGAAAGUAGCCAGGCUUCGCCAGAUAAUCUCGGACUCAAGUCCAGCAUCAUUCUACUAUCUUGGGCAGCAUUUGAUACCGAGUGCGAUCUGAUAGCAGAGCAUCAUUUACCACGAAGUGGCAUUGAACAUGUCAUUGAUCUGACCCCUUUCCCAAGCUUUGCGAAUCAAGAAACUGAAGACACACAUCUAUUUCUCGCUGAGCUUUCCGUUCGUCGCUUGCUGAACCGAGUACACCACACCAUGUAUGGAAGUGAUUGGACGAGACGCAGCCUCGGUCUCCAGCCUGCAUCUAGUGACAGUCCACCGUAUGACUUUCAAUCCUUAUCCAACAUCCUGAGUGUCUCUCAGGAACUUGACCGCCAACUGAAUAAUUGGUUUGACCUGCUGCCGCGAAAUAUCAAACCCGACAUGAAUGACCCAUCGCGAUGCAGUGGUCUUCAGCUCAAUAUGCUGCACCGCUUCCACUCCGCCAAAGAUAUCAUUACGAGACCAUUCCUACUUUGCGCUAUUGACUGCUCUCCAGAAAAUGAUCUUCCUCCAAUGGUACUCAAGCAAUGUGAGGCUAGCUUAGCCAAUUGCCGAACAUACCUAGAUGCUUCCACCCGAAGGUUGAUGAACCCAUCAGUCUGUGCAGAAAUCAUCAUCCAUACAAUGUUUUCCUCCAUUCUUCUCCUUACUUUGGGUUCUCUGUCGCCAGCUUUGGCGCACCUUGUCCCCGAUAUCAAUAUUUUACAAAAGCAAACGAUAAGCACGCUAGAUCGAUUUGCUGUGGAGGGCUCUUCGAUUGAAGAAAUUCAUGGGGUAAUUGUUUUAUUGCAUAGCAAGACGAGAGUACUCAAACGAGCCAUGUAG
Messenger RNA from Penicillium nucicola, 1917 nucleotides. RefSeq lists its product as uncharacterized. The record is from RefSeq and is a predicted model, not a curated record. Gene Ontology annotation, molecular function: zinc ion binding; DNA binding; DNA-binding transcription factor activity, RNA polymerase II-specific. Gene Ontology annotation, biological process: DNA-templated transcription; regulation of DNA-templated transcription. The transcript has 5 exons. The coding region runs from base 1 to 1917 and encodes 638 amino acids. Lineage: Eukaryota; Fungi; Ascomycota; Eurotiomycetes; Eurotiales; Aspergillaceae.